AUGUUGGGCAACCUGUAUGAAAACAAAAUUCUUUCUCAAAACCUUUUUUCUUACUCAGACGUUGCUUCUUCUACUCAUUCAUCUUUGACUAGUUCACCAAUUAAGCAGUUCCUUCAGCAAUUAUGGAAGGUUGCCACUGUUAAGAAUUCAAAAAAAAUCCAGGAUCCAGAAUUUCCUGAUCAGCCGGUCGAAAACAUAAACGUUGAGAUUCACGCUGUCGACCGAUUUUAUCCGUUGAAAUACCUAUCUUCCAUUACUGAAGCAAUGAGGAAAAGAUAUGAGGAGCCUACAGAUGUUGUAAGUUCUAAUCUCCUAUUCAACUCUUUUAGUCAUGGCUUAUCAUCCAUUGUGUUCAAUUACAAAAACUCUACCUAUUUAAAGUUAGGUGCUUCAGAUUCCUGUAAUGAUAUGUUUGAAGAUGCGCAGGUUUACAAACAUGGUCUUUGCACAAAACGAGCACGCAGUAAUAUUUUAUUGGCAAUGAAUUACUCUUCCAAGAUAUACAGGAAGCUAUUUGAUUAUUUUAGGCAAGGAAAAGCUCCUUUAUCGGUUCUCGUACACCAUGUGAUGCUUUAUGAUUACUAUCCUGAGGAAUUUCAAGAUGUGCUAUGGUCGGCCACGCAAUGUCAUGUAAUGCAUCAAGUGCGUUUAAAUCGUGCAAGUUUACUUCAAGCGAGAGCAUGUUAUCAAAAGUUAGGAGACAUUCGCAUGUACUUUAUAGAUCCUGCCGAUAUGUAUGUUCCUCCGGAUUCUUUGAAUUGGUUGAUUGUCUGCAUCAAAAAUUUUCAAGCUAUAAUUCAACUAAGACAUACUAUGGAUGCAAAGAAACUAUUUCAAAGAAGGUCAAAGUAUUUGACUUUGGCGCAGUUUGCAACCUCGAGCUCUGACCUGGGUUGGCUAUGUAUGAUGUUGAGCAUAGGACGAAAUGCUUGUGCAUUACCGAUACAUGGAUAUCUGGGCGCAAAGAAAGUUUUGUACCCAAGCAUCAUACCUGAUAAUGUUUUCUGUAUGAGAAAAGUGGACUCUGUGUUAUAUAAAGAGAUCCAUAGUAUACAUCAAUUUUUAGAAUUUCAAGGGCGUUUGUUUAUGGACCUCCAAGAUUGUCAAACAUUUCACAGAGAAUACGAGAUUUACCAUUGCUAUCGAACAGGAAAACCACUAUACGAAAGUUACGAAGAAAAAGCAAGAGGCGAUGACCCAUUUGUUAUGAGAAGCUAUCCCAAGACGAAUUUUGAAUUAGCGAUCAAUUCCAAUAAAGAAAUUAUUGAAAAGUAUAAAAAAGUUUUUGAGUAUAAAAGGAAUGCUCUUCUCAAACCUGUCCUUGUUGGAAAUGGACAAAAAGCCUCAAAAAUUUACUAG
Messenger RNA from Schizosaccharomyces osmophilus, 1359 nucleotides. It is a transcript of the gene mug132, whose product is annotated as UPF0300 family protein 3. The record is from RefSeq and is a predicted model, not a curated record. NCBI's taxonomy places the organism in Eukaryota, Fungi, Ascomycota, Schizosaccharomycetes, Schizosaccharomycetales, Schizosaccharomycetaceae. The transcript has a single exon. Bases 1 to 1359 code for a protein of 452 amino acids.